Molecule: messenger RNA, 691 nt
Organism: Cydia amplana
Lineage: Eukaryota; Metazoa; Arthropoda; Insecta; Lepidoptera; Tortricidae
Product: pro-resilin-like
Exons: 6
Coding region: 23-643 (206 amino acids)
Cellular component (GO): extracellular matrix
Source: RefSeq, a predicted model, not a curated record
CAAUACAACAAUAAUCUUCGAGAUGGCGUUUUUUAAAGCUCUGAACCUGCUUCUCCUCGCGACCCUGGCCAGCUGCGAGCCCCCGGUCAGAUACAACUACCGCGGCCGAAGCACGUUCCAGAACUCCGGCUACAACGCCCCUAGCAACACCUACCUGCCGCCGGUAGACACAGGGUUCAGCUCACCAAGCAACAGCUACCUGCCGCCCAGCAGCUUCGGAGGCGAGUACGAGGACAACAACCAUGGACAUGACCAUGGACAUGACCAUGGACAUGACCAUGGACAUGACCAUGGUCAUGGGCACGACCACGAAGUUCCUAAGUCCUACGAGUUCGGGUACUCCGUGAAGGACGCGCAAUCUGGCAACGACUACGGCAGACGAGAGAGUUCAGAUGGCAACGUGGUGAGAGGAGAAUACAGGGUGGCUCUGCCUGACGGACGCACGCAAAUUGUGACAUACCACGCUGACUGGCAGACCGGCUUCCACGCUGACGUCAGGUACGAGGGCGAGGCGCGGUACCCCGAACCUACCAGGAACCAGAACCAAGGCUACAACUACCAGCAACCCUCAGACUUUAGCGGUUCUUUGACCGGGUUCGGAUCCCGCCCCUCCACCGCCUACGGACCUCCCGGCUAUCAUUGACCACCAAAUAUAUUUGUUUAGUUAGUUAUAAUGUAAGCAAAUAUCUUA